AUGUCCACAACAUCCAUGAGUGUUUCCAUCGUGGCAACAGAUACUCCAAAAAAUAUAGAAUAUUGGGCGUUUCCUGAAGAAAAACCAGAAGUGAGAUGUAUCAAAGAUAAGCCCUUUCUCCAUGUAUGUGUAAUUAGCCCCUUACGUGCGGGUGAAAAGUGCACUGGUACAGUCAAAGAAUAUGUCAUCGGGACAAAUCCCCUUUCCUGCACGGGUGGCGAGGCGUUUGUUGGAUGGGCAAUGCCAAACAAACCGGAAUCUGUGAAAGUGGUGGCGGGGAACACGAACGCAGUCCAGUACACGGUGCACCGCGUUGGAGAUGACUCACAAACAAUAUGUACAUUUGGAUAUACAGAUGAUCUCAAAUGUCCACUAAAUGACUUAAAGCCGGCCACAAUGUAUAAGUUCAAAGUGAGAGCCUGUAUCAAAGAUGUGAAUCCUGCCGUCUGCAGUGAAGAUGUGACUGUGUCUGGAUACACAAAGCCAAACCAAUCGGAAUCUGUGAAAGUGGUGUCAGAGUCGACGACAUCUGUGGCAGUUACUUUCAAUGCACCAGCAAUGAGUUCGAACAAUCCCCAGUACACGGUGCAGCGAGUUCCAGAGAACGUAGAGCUAACCUGUUCAGUUGUUUCUGGAGCUGAAUGUAGGUGUCCAGUGGAGGAAUUGGAGGCAGGGACAGAGUACGGAUUUAAAGCAAUAGCCUGUAUCAGUGUUACUAGUCCGCCUGUGUGUAGUGAGGAGGUGUCAGCCUCUGGAUAUACCAAACCUAAUGGCUAG
This is a messenger RNA of Mesocestoides corti, 777 nucleotides long. The record is from the annotation of a GenBank genome assembly. NCBI's taxonomy places the organism in Eukaryota, Metazoa, Platyhelminthes, Cestoda, Cyclophyllidea, Mesocestoididae.